AUUUUUGUUGACUGUCGCUCCAGGUUUUAGUGACUAAUCCUAAGCGCAUAUCGAUUGGAACGAAAUUUCCGCGCUUAGUUUGGCUAGAUUUCGGUUUAAAAGUAUCUAAUUUUGAUCCUCUAUUUUCAAGGCCUUUGUGUUUUCAAUCUUCAGAAUGGCGAAACGUGUUCAACCGACGUGGCAAACUCCGGUAUCGGCUCGGAACGAUCCAAAGUUGAAGUUGUACAACAGUCUCACCCGGCAGAAAGAACUAUUCGUUCCGAAAGAUGGGCGUAACGUGAAGUGGUACAGUUGUGGUCCUACGGUCUAUGAUGCUUCCCAUAUGGGUCACGCAAGAUCUUACAUCAGUUUCGAUAUCCUUCGGAGGGUGCUGACCGAUUAUUUCGGGUACAAUGUUCUGUAUGUGAUGAACAUAACAGACAUCGACGAUAAAAUUAUUAAGCGGGCUCGGCAAAACUAUCUGUACGAUCGAUAUGUGGGGAAUGUCUCGUCUCUGGAACGAUUGCUGGAAGAUAACCGGGAGGUGAUGGAUGCAUUCCGCGGAAAUUUAGCCAAAGCGAACGAUCCGGACAAGAAAGCCAUGAUGGAACGGAUGCUGGAGAAGCUGACUGCGUCGGUGGACAAUUUGACUCUGGCAGUCAAAAGUAACGAUAAGGAAAAGCUAGACCUGGCGCAGCAACAAUUCUUGGAUGACUCUAGGGAUCCGCUUUCCGAUUGGCUGGACCGGAGAGAAGGAGGGAAUGUCAGUGAGAAUUCCAUCUUCGAAACCUUGCCUCGCUUCUGGGAGGACGAAUUCCACAAGGACAUGAAGGCGUUGAACGUUCUGGCGCCGGAUGUACUGACUCGGGUGAGCGAAUACGUACCUCAGAUUGUGACCUACAUUCAACGGAUCAUAGAAAAUGGGUUGGCCUACGAAGCCAAUGGUUCGGUUUACUUCGACGUGGCUGGAUUUGACCGGAGGGAGAAGCAUUACUACGCCAAACUGGUUCCGGAAGCCUACGGGGAUGCCAAGUCGCUACAGGAGGGUGAAGGUGACCUAAGCAUAGCUGAAGACCGGCUGUCGGAAAAACGAUCGCCGAAUGAUUUCGCGCUGUGGAAGAGUAGCAAAGCCGGUGAACCCUGGUGGGACAGUCCUUGGGGUCGUGGUCGACCAGGUUGGCACAUUGAAUGCUCGGCUAUGGCUUCCGACAUUUGCGGAGAUUAUUUGGACAUUCACACGGGUGGCGUGGAUCUGAAGUUCCCCCAUCACGACAAUGAGCUGGCUCAGAGUGAGGCCCACGAUAAUAGUUCGGAGUGGGUAAAAUAUUUCUUGCAUACCGGUCAUUUAACCAUAGCAGGUUGCAAGAUGUCUAAAUCGUUGAAGAACUUCGUAACAAUCCAACAGGCGUUGCAGAAGCACACUGCAACUCAGUUGAGAUUGGCGUUUUUGUUGCACUCCUGGAAGGACACUUUGGAUUAUUCCGAUAAUACAAUGGAAAUGGCAGUUCAAUAUGAGCGAUUUUUGAAUGAAUUCUUCCUGAAUGUAAAGGAUUUGACGAGGCACGUCGUUUCAGGACAACCGCGAGAUCAGUUCAAUGAAUGGACCUCUGUAGAAGGAGACCUUCAACAGAAGUUGGCUACGGCAAAAGAAGCGGUCCACGAAGCCCUAUGCGACAACAUUGACACUCGAACGGCGCUGGAUGCUCUGAGGGAUUUGGUGUCGCACAGUAACGUUUACAUUCGAGAUCACAAAGCAAAGCUAAAUGCCUUACUUUUACGAAGAAUUGCCAGCUACAUAACCGACAUGUUGCACGUUUUCGGUGCCAUUCAAGGACCUCGUGGAGGUAUCGGUUUCCCAGUUGGUGGCGGUUCCGAUUCUGGGGAUCUCGAGCAAACCGUUAUGCCCUACCUAUCGGUCUUAUCAGACUUCCGUACCUCGGUCCGGGAACAAGCUCGCGCUCUCAAAGCCACCGAAAUUCUACAACUGUGCGAUCAAAUUCGGGACGACAUACUUCCCAACCUCGGAGUCCGCCUAGAGGAUCGCGAAGGCCAUCCAUCGGCCCUGAAACUGGUCGACCGAGAAGUCCUACUGAAAGAAAAAGAAGCCAAACGGGCGGAGGAAGCGCGCAAAGCAGCCGAAAAGGAACGCAAAAAGGCCGAAGCAGCCGCAGCUCAGGCCGCCAAAGAUGCGCAACGUAAAAUUAACCCCCUGGAUAUGUUCCGCUCGGAAACCGAUAAAUAUUCGGCCUUCGAUGAUAAGGGCCUGCCAACGUUGGACGCCGAGGGAAAGGAAGUUAGCAAGGGUCAGCUGAAAAAGCUGCAAAAACUGCAACAGCAACAGGAGAAACGCUAUCAGGAGUAUUUGGAUUCGUUGAAGGCUUGAAAAGUUUGCCUUUUUCUUCAUUUAAACAAUGAUGCUGCAUUACGCAAUUUAACAUAGUUAUAAUUUA
Molecule: messenger RNA, 2429 nt
Organism: Uranotaenia lowii
Lineage: Eukaryota; Metazoa; Arthropoda; Insecta; Diptera; Culicidae
Gene: CysRS
Product: cysteine--tRNA ligase, cytoplasmic
Exons: 4
Coding region: 155-2362 (735 amino acids)
Biological process (GO): cysteinyl-tRNA aminoacylation
Cellular component (GO): cytoplasm
Molecular function (GO): ATP binding; cysteine-tRNA ligase activity
Source: RefSeq, a predicted model, not a curated record